GAUCACAUGCGGCGUGCAGGCGACGUGUGCUUUGCACAGGUCUUCAAGGAGAGCAACGGCAUGAUGGGGAUCGUGGACUACAGCAACGAGGAGGACAUGAAGUAUGCGGUCCGCAAGCUGGACGAUUCGGAGUUCAAAAACCCUUUUUCCCGUGGCUGCUACAUUCGAGUGCGUGAGGAGAGCAAGACCGGUCGCGAUCGCAGCAGGUCCCCGCGUCGCCGCGAGCGGUCCCGUUCACGGUCUCGCUCCCGCUCUCGCUCCGCUUCGGGUUCGCGCUCCCGAUCCCGCUCCAAGUCCAAGUCUCGCUCGCGCUCUCGAUCGCCCAAGAAGAGCGGAUCCAAGUCCCCCUCUCGCUCCCGCUCUCGAUCCAAGUCUCCUGCCAAGUCUCCCGAGCGUGCUCGCUCUCCUGCUGGCAGUGAUGGGAAGGCGGCAUCUGGUUGAUCGUUGCAUUGCUCGCUGAACCUCAUUUAGUAUGUAUGAUUCACUUGUGUGUGCAGUGACCGAAUGGGAGCUUCGCGUUUGUUGCUUGUUAGAUUUGUAUAUUAGUGGAUAUGUUUGUGUAUUUUUUAAAAAUGGCUAAAUUGAGUGCUCAAGAUAAGGGCGUUUCCGAAGUGUUUUUUUUGUAUAAGCAGGAUCCAGUGUUUCCUGUUUCAGCCAUGGCCCCCAUUCCCCCCAGCAGCUUGGCUUGCCUUGGCUUCCUCGUCGUCCUAGCUUCCACCCUCCUCCCUUCCGCAAACGCCGUCUACGCCACUUUCAGCGAAGGCAUCAACUCCGGCGGCGGUGCGUGCAACUACGAGGGUAACCUCCGCGACGACCCGCUUUUCAACAACGGAAUGACCGCCAUGAUCCCUCAUAGCAGGUACGAGAACGGCAAGGGCUGCGGCACGUGCUACGAAGUCGAGUGCCUCAACCACGCGAGCUGCCGCAGCAGCGUCGUGACGGUCCGAGCGGUGGGAGUUCAAGGCGAGGACUUCCUGCUCUCCGACACCGCGUGGGACGAGAUCUCCAACGACCGGUCCGCGGGCCGCGUGGAGAUUAGGUACCGCGGCGUGGACUGCCCUAACAACGGCGGGAUCGCGGUUAAGAUCAUGCCCGGGAGCAACCCAUACUGGUUCGCGAUCCAGGUCUUAGGAGCGGCCGGCGCGGGCGGCGUGGAUCUGCUGGAAUUAUCGACGGACGGCGAGAAUUGGACGAGCAUGAGCCAGCUGGGGAAUAGCGCCACGUGGACCCUCAAUCCCGCGAAGGAUGUCGUCGACGUGGGCGUGGCGGUGAAUCUGCGCGUGACGCUGGUGGGAGGCGCGCAGCAGCCGCUGGUGUGGACCGAUGCGAUUCCCACUCCCUCCGCAUCCCUUCGCAUCCCUUCGCAUCCCUUUGCUCCUGCGCGGGGGUCACGACCACAGCUGGUCACCCAGCAGCAUCCCUUUGCACCGCAUCCAACCAAAUUCCGCCCCUCGUUGCUCUCCUGCCUCUGUCUCCGUCUUCCCUCUCGUGCCUUGAGGUAUGUGAGGAGAGCAAGGCCAGCCGCGAUCGUAGCAGGGCGUCCUCUCCUGCCUUUUGGCCUGCCGCAACCGUCCCGUAAGUACAGCAAGAUUCUCGACAUCGAGCUCACGCUUCCGCCUCGCCCCCCUGGCUUCGCGUUCGUGGAGUUGGCGGACCCCAGGGAUGCGGAGGACGCUAUAAGAGAGCUGGCCAUGACUUGGACGGCCACAGGCUGCUAGUGGAGCUGGCGCAUGGGGGCUGCGGGGGUGGCAGCUUCGGGGAUCGCCGGGGGGACUUCCAGCUGAGCGGGGGCGGGACGUCUUGCAGGACUGAGUACGGCGGUGCGUUGGUUGGAGGCAUGUCGGUUGGUGCAUGGGAUGGUGAUGAGACAGCUUCGGUGGUGGCUGGUGGGAUUCCCAGCCGCGAGGGGGCGGGCCGUCUUGCAGGACUGAGUACCGCGGUGCGCUGUUUCUCUCCUUUUCCCAUCUGUGCAAUUCCUUGGACAUCUUCCAGUGAGCGCGGCGUCAGGAGACGGGUUAGCAAGUAGGAAAAAACAGUUGAAAACGAUGCUUAUGUAAACGCGAGUUUGGAGUAGUCGGAGCUCUUCCCUUAACAACCAAUUAAACAGGUGACAAACAUGUUUCGGCCGCAGGGCAUACCCUAGCGAGCCUUCUUCAGUGCCAAUGAGAAAGUAUGAGC
This is a messenger RNA of Closterium sp. NIES-67, 2178 nucleotides long. The record is from the annotation of a GenBank genome assembly. NCBI's taxonomy places the organism in Eukaryota, Viridiplantae, Streptophyta, Zygnematophyceae, Desmidiales, Closteriaceae.